UCAACGGCGGCUCAAGCUUCAGUUCGUGUUGAGAGUUUGUCGUGAAUGUACAUCGUUAGCAAAGGCGAUGAGUUUACGCGGCGAUGCUCUAAAACGCGAGUGACACUACUACCGACCGAAAGAAUCACCGCACAUUUAUACGAGUUACGAUUUUUAUUCUUUCGUUCUUCCACAUUUUGUUUUUGGAUUAAAGCUGUGCAUCCAAGUGCCUUACAACAAAAAAAUAUAUAUAUAAACCUGUGUACUUAAUCGUGCUAAAUACCAUGGAUUUACGCAGAUCAAACAUCACCCACGAGAAGAUUUGGGCCAUCAAGAUGAUGAUCAGCAUCUUCCUCCUGGGUUCGCUGAUGGUUGCGUCGUCCUUCGGGAUCGGGUGUCCCACGGGCUGCGAAUGCAACGACGACACGUUCGUGGUCAAGUGCGAGAAGAGCAAGCUGGACGUGCUGCCCAUCACCUUAAAUCCCGCGGUGCAGCGUCUCGUCCUACGGAACAACAAAAUCAAAACGAUCGACGCCGCAUUCCAAUUCUACAGGGACCUCCAAUACGUGGACCUGUCCAACAACCACCUAGUGAACAUCCCCUCGAAGAGUUUCUUGUAUCAGGAGAAACUCCAAGAGCUGCAUCUGAACAACAACAAACUGUCUGCUGUGAACAACGGCACGUUCCAAGGAUUGAAAUCGCUGACGGUGCUGAAUUUGCGCGAGAACUUCCUGCUGGAGCUGCCUCGCGGCUUAUUCUCGAUUCUGCCGAAACUGGAGGAGCUCAAUUUGGGCAGGAACAGGAUCUCUAAAAUCGAUGCUCUUGCCUUUGAUGGUUUGCUGGCUCUGCGUGUGCUGUAUCUGGAUGAUAAUCAGUUGACGUCGGUGCCGACUCCUGCCUUUUCCGUAAUGGGAAGCUUGGCCGAGUUGCACGUGGGUUUGAACGACUUCACCUUUUUGCCGGACGACGUGUUCGCCGGAUUGGGAAAACUCAGUGUUUUGGAUCUGAGUGGAGCCGGUCUUCUUAACAUUAGCGAUGGUGCCUUCAACGGCAUGAACGGAUUACGCACCCUCAAUCUGGGUGACAACAAGCUUAAGAUUGUCCCGACCAAGCAGAUCUCUGUGCUUUCGCGCUUGGAGGAUUUGGCCAUCGGACAGAACGAGUUCGUUGUGUUAGGCGAGAACUCGUUCAAGGGACUGAGCAAUCUCAGGAAACUGGAUGUGACUGGUGCGACGCAUCUGCAAACUAUUAAGAAGGGAGCUUUUAACGCCAACCUGAACAUCGAGAGCAUUGUACUGGCCAGCAACAGAGAGCUUAAGACCAUUGAGGAGGGUGCGCUUGUCGGCUUGCCGAAUCUGCGACAUCUGGUACUGAGGGAGAACGGGUUCACUAGUCUAUCGGAAUCGAUGUUGUCCUGGGGUGAGCUCAGGUCUUUGGAACUGACGGACAAUCCGAUUCACUGCGAUUGUCAAAUGCUCUGGCUCGGAAACUUGCUUGCAGUUAAGAAUUUGACUGUGGUUCAGUGCGCUUCGCCUCUUCCCCUUCGGGAGAAGGUUCUAAGGACUCUGAGCGCUGAUGAGUUGGGAUGUUCGUUUCGCGAUCCUAGACAACAAGCCAUCCUCGUCACCCUCUUCGUAAGUGCCAUCAUUAUACUAGCGGUACUCGGCUGGCUUCUCUUCAGGUACAGGCAGAGAGUCAGGGAAGCCGUCAAGGAGUACAAAUGGAACAAGAGGGCCAUCAGCAGGAAGGAGCACGAGUACCAGAAGACCUUCUCCGACGACGAAUACAUCAUGCGCGCAGGCCAGCAGCACAUCAAACCGAUACCGGUAACGGAAUUGUAGCUAGAACUGAGCGCGCCGCCUUCGGGUGUAUUCUGUGUCGACGGUGGCGAAGGGCGGCGUACGAGGGCACCGCGGGGGGCGGCGGGAACCCUCCCUGUUUCUGGAUUUACUUACAUAACCGGCGACUCCUGCCGGGCCCACUCUCUGCGAGCUUUGAACACCGAAAAUAGGAACGGAUUCCAGCGAUAUCACAGAGAGAUCUAUCAGCACUAGAGACGCCCACUAUAGAGGACCCUAAUGGAUGAAAAUAAAAGAAAUAAACCUAACAACAAACAGAAGGAGAAAUACAGAAGGAGCCCCUCUGACAUCCCAGUGAGAGAAUGGUGGUGGUGUAGUGGUGCGCGUCGCAUGGAGGACAUUAUUUAUUCUCAGCAAUAAAUGAAUCCAUUCCAAAAAAAUGUGAUUUUUUACGAAAUAUAGAGACUGUACAGUAGCCGCUAAGUAAUAUAUUAUAUUUUUCUUGCUGUCUUAUCCGCUCCUCGGGUCAAGGCCGUUCGCAAAUAGUUUGUCACUACUGUCUUUGAACGAGGAGCGAAUUUUAACUAAAUUAAAAAAAAAAUAAGAAUAAUUUUAGACGUUUGAAAAACGUCGCUGAAAAAGAGGAAGAGAAAACGAUACAGAUUGUGAUAUAUAAACAAAUGACUGCAUGUGGUUAUAAAAAAAAUAAUAUGAUUGUAAAAGUUGUUUAUUUCUUAGUUUUAGAAGAAGCUAAAACAAAUUAACUUUCGACUGAUAUCUAGUGUGUUCAUUUGAUCUUCUUGUUUUCUUUGAGUUUGAUUUGAAAGAGAAAAAAAAAAUGUAGUCAUUUCUGGUUAUAUACAUGAAAUCUGAUUCGGGUUCUUCCGGUGCUCUUGGAAAACCGCCGGAAGUCCCAAAACCCAUUUGUACAUAUAAAGAAUAACAACAAUUGAUUUGAGAAAUUUAAAUUGAAAAACAAACAACAAAUACAAGUUAUUAAAAAAAAA
Messenger RNA from Nicrophorus vespilloides, 2785 nucleotides. RefSeq names its product insulin-like growth factor-binding protein complex acid labile subunit. The record is from RefSeq and is a predicted model, not a curated record. The coding region runs from base 264 to 1820 and encodes 518 amino acids. The transcript has 2 exons. Gene Ontology annotation, molecular function: protein binding. NCBI's taxonomy places the organism in Eukaryota, Metazoa, Arthropoda, Insecta, Coleoptera, Silphidae.